AGCUGUUGUGUAGGCAGACAGCCAGUUAGCCACUUAGCUCGGUUAGAGAGGUGGGAUUUCUCCGGAGCAAAGGCGCAGAAUUUGCGAGCAAGUUCACACGAAGAGUUUCGCAGUCCAAGCUUAACUUACGGACUCCACGUUUAAAGCGCCAUGUCUGACACAGAUCCCAAAUCAGCUCAGGAUCUUACGGCCGUGGUGCAGAGUUUACUGCAGCAGAUGCAGGACAAGUUCCAGACCAUGUCAGACCAAAUUAUUGGGAGAAUUGAUGAGAUGAGUACACGAAUUGAUGACCUGGAGAAGAAUAUUUCAGACCUCAUGACUCAGGCAGGUGUGGAGGAGACAGAGGGAGAGAACAGAGCCACUGAUGCAUCGGGAACAGCUUGAUGAAGCUCACCAAGUAACACAAAGAAGACUUCCCAUAGGAGUGGCUGAAUUCUCAUAAAAAUAAUUGUGUGUAUGUAUGGGUGUAUAUAUUUUUGGGUUUUUUUGGGAGAGUGUUGUUUGCCAUAUGUGUAAGGUGUGUUUGGUACUGGAGAAAUGUAUUACCUGUUAACAACUUCCUUUAAUACUUUCAUUAUUUUUUUUUGGCAAAACCCUCUGCAGUUUAGGAUGUGCAUGCCCCGGUUUAGAACUUUAGAAUGGCAGUGGGUUUUGCACUUCCAGUAUGUUUGCUGUACAUUCACAAAUUACUGUCCACGUGCCAUUAAAACCAGCCAGUUAGUUCCAACCACUUUGCUGAGAUUGUGGAAGUGAGAGAGGCAGAGGCUUCCCACACCACCCCUGACUGGAAAGGAACAGACACACCUUUUUACCAGCAGCCUUCCUCUGUAGCAGUAAAGCAGUGUUUUAUUAUACAGGCUGCUGUUGUUAUUGUUAUAACAUUGCAGGCAUGUUGUUUCAAAGCGUCCCCUCACUGGUCAAAUAUUGAACUAUGCAAACAGAUUAAAAGCUAAAUUAAUCAAAGCAAAUUUUAAGAUAAUUGAUGCAUUUGAUUAUUCUACAAAAUAAUAGAAUAAUCUAUCCUAGUGUAACAGGAGUGAAAAGUUUAUUGAAUAUAUAUAUAAUAAAACACGCAAACGGGGGAGAGAGAGAGUGUGUGUUUGUGCUAGGCUAUUUAUAAAUAAAUAAAAAUGGUCUAAGAUACAGUUUAAAAAGGGCUGGGUUGAGAAAUUAGAACUGGAACGAUGCAGGUGCUCACAGCACCUGCAGUUUAAGUCACAUUCUGGAAGUGUAAAACCCACCGUGGACACUUAUCUGUAUAACUAGAUGGCCUUUUAUCAUUCCUUACUAUUAUGUGGUCGGUAUUGGUGCUGUUUGAAUGUUACGUCAGUUUUGCGAGUGUCCCACUUAAAUGUCAGUGUAACGUGUGAUGCCGUGGGCGCCUGUCUCAAGGCCUUUUUAAGGUCUGCUGACUCUUCUUGACUAUAUUUGUCUUGCACUGCGUAAUCCUUCUUGCUGCAUUUAAUGCAAAGAUAAAUAACAAAAACCUGGAACAUGGAUAACAGCCUGAUCUACUGUGACUUAGCACUCAUUUCCAACUUAUUUACUGGUGCUAUUCCUGAGAGAUUUUCUGAUGGGCUGCAUGAAACCAGUAGUAGAAACAGAGCUUGGAUUGAUAAAAGUUAAUAAACUCACUCUAAUGCCCAGUAUGAUUACUGUAUUCAAAAGUUUUAAAAAAGACCAAUGGAAUAAAUAAAAAUGAUAAGGAUAAAAGAGUAACAAUGUUUUAAACAUUUUUAUUGAGGUAAUUAGUGUCAAUGGAUCAUAAUAGGAUAAUGAAAAAUCUACAUUGUGGUAGCAACCAUCACAAAACACAUCAAAGCAUAUCGAGAUACUUUCAGCAGACUCUAUUAUAUAUUGUAGAGCUUUGAUAUUAACCCUAGAAACGUACCAUCUUCAUGAUACACUAGUUCAUAAAUAUUUGGUUUAGAUCUAGUAACUCACCUCUAAUUUAAGUGGAUGAUGAAUCAAUGAUUUAGUAAAGUAUUUUACUAGAUAAAAUGUAUGACCUGAUUUCUGUUUGUUUCUGAAUGUGCAAAUUAUAGUUACUGCAAUUUUAUAAUAGACUUUUAAGAAAGAAUGUUGCCCUUGGAUUUCUUUUUAGGAGUCAAGGGCUUUGUAAAUGUGCUUUGACAAUGCUCAUUGUAAAAAGACUAUACAAAUAAAGCUGAAUUGAAGUGCAUACUGUAAGUUCAUGUGAUCUAGGUUUUAAGUAAGGGCAUAAUACCAUCUGAGGUGCCUGUAUGUAAAUUAGAUUGUGUGCCCCUUGAAUAAUAAGGAACACUGUAAUCCUGUUAGUGGAUCUCUCAGGAUUUGAUUCUGUUUACAUUAGUAACAAUACAUGUAAGAUAGCCUCCACUUUUAUACAAAUGGCAGCAUGUAUACCUGAACUUUCUGUGGAUUUGGUCUCUUUGACUUAUAGGUUGCAUGUAUAUAGUCUACAAAAUUCACAGAUUUUUAAUGCAAGCUAAAUACACAUUGUUGAGGUAAGACACUAUGCCUAAAGACCAACUUAAGUGGACCUCUUACUGAAUAGUAGCAAUCUCUGCAAAUUAAAUGAUUAGGUAUAGCAUUUUAAGUUGCCACAUUAUAUAAAGCUCAUAAUGAUUGGUAACCUCUGACACUCAGAAUCAAACUGGGCAUUUUUAAACAGAAAUUGAUGCUGUUUUAUGUAUAAAAGCAUGAGAAUUAUGUAGUUGUAUUUAUAAUCUCAUUACUUAGCUAGUGAUGUAAUUGAAUGCUUGAGCAAUGUUUCUGGAACCUGUUCAUACUAUCCUUAAUAGUAUACUUCUCUUAAUCACAGGUGCUACUUAAACAUGCUGGGUUUUUAUAGUGUGGGUUGAGAAAUAAUUAUUGAUGUUAUACAGCUGUACUGCAGAAUUACCUCCAUAUACUAUACAUUUUUUGAAAAAUAUUGUGAUCAUGUCACAAGUACAUUUUAUUCUUGAAUCUUACAAUUUUACUUUUUUUUUUUUUUGCACUUUCAUCUGGAGUUGUAGUAGUUUAUGAAAUCCAUGUAGGAUUCACUGUUUAUGUAAUAUUUAUCUUAGUGUAUCUAAUUUGCAGUGUAUAAUCGUAUGGUGAUGUGUAAUAAUGUGACCAUACUUUAGCCUGUUAAGAUGUGUCAUAGUUUCUUUGUGACUGUGACAUUGUUUUUUCAUUGUAUAAUGUUUCACCCAGUCAUCACAUGAUUUUCAAUAAAGUGCUCAAUCUGUGUUUCAUCAGUCA
Electrophorus electricus (electric eel) is the source of this 3228-nucleotide messenger RNA. RefSeq names its product heat shock factor-binding protein 1-like. The record is from RefSeq and is a predicted model, not a curated record. Gene Ontology annotation, biological process: cellular heat acclimation. Lineage: Eukaryota; Metazoa; Chordata; Actinopteri; Gymnotiformes; Gymnotidae. Gene Ontology annotation, molecular function: transcription corepressor activity. Gene Ontology annotation, cellular component: nucleus; cytosol.